This is a messenger RNA of Neoarthrinium moseri, 957 nucleotides long. RefSeq lists its product as uncharacterized. Gene Ontology annotation, molecular function: ATP binding; protein serine/threonine kinase activity. Gene Ontology annotation, cellular component: nucleus; cytosol; EKC/KEOPS complex. The record is from RefSeq and is a predicted model, not a curated record. Gene Ontology annotation, biological process: protein phosphorylation. Bases 1 to 957 code for a protein of 318 amino acids. The transcript has a single exon. Lineage: Eukaryota; Fungi; Ascomycota; Sordariomycetes; Amphisphaeriales; Apiosporaceae.
AUGACAGCAGCAGCAACAACAACCGCACCGCAGCCGAUCCCGGCGCCGGUGCCCGACCCGUCGCCGCCCGAGCCCUCGAUUCACGACUUCCCGCUGCCGUCGGCGCUGCUGCACCCGUCGUCGGAGCCGCCGACGCUGAUCACACAGGGCGCCGAGGGGCGGGUGUACCGGACGACGUGGGUGGACGCCGGGCGGGAGUGCGCGCUCAAGCACCGGCCGGCCAAGCCGUACCGGCACCCCGUGCUGGAUGCCCGGCUGACGCGCCACCGCAUCCUGUCCGAGGCCCGCAUCCUGCAGAGAUGCCGCCGCGAGGGCGUCGCCGUGCCCGCCCUCUACGGCGUCGACGAGGCCGCCGGCUUGCUGGCCCUCGAGUGGAUCCCCGGCGCCCCUGUGCGUGUGUGCGUCAACGGCUGGAUCGCGCGCCGGAAGGAGAGGCGGCGGCGCCUGGCGGACGGUGCCGUCGGGGACGAGAGCAAGGCGCAAGAGGGGCAGGAUAACAGCGAGCCCGCGGUGGUCGCAGAGGUCACGGCUGACGAGGAGGGCGCCGACGUGCUGAUGGACCUCCUGAGACGGAUGGGCGAGGCGGUCGGCCGGCUGCACAAGUCUGGGGUUGUGCACGGGGACCUGACGACGAGUAACCUGAUGCUGCGGCCCUGGGAGAAGGGGAAGGCGCCGAGCAACGGACAUGCAGAGACCGAGCAGGCGGCCGAGGAAUCGCUGGACGGCGAAAUCGUCAUCAUAGACUUUGGCUUGGCCAGUCAAGGGACGGCAGACGAGGACCGGGCCGUGGACUUGUACGUGCUCGAGCGGGCAUUCGGCAGCACGCACCCCAAGGCCGAGGGCCUGUUUCCGGUCGUGUUAGAUGGCUACCGGGGCACCUUCAAGGGGGCGCCGGUGGUGCUCAAGAAAUUAGAAGAUGUGCGGAUGCGAGGGCGGAAGAGGAGUAUGCUCGGCUAG